ACAGCGCUGUGGUCGCUGGUGAUCAUCUCCUGGGAGCGCUGGUUCGUGGUGUGCAAACCCUUCGGCAACAUCAAGUUCGACGGGAAGUUGGCGAUCGCCGGGAUCCUCUUCUCCUGGAUCUGGUCCUGCGCCUGGACCGCGCCGCCCAUCUUCGGCUGGAGCAGGUAUUGGCCCCACGGGCUGAAAACGUCCUGCGGCCCCGACGUGUUCAGCGGCAGCACCGACCCGGGGGUGCAAUCGUACAUGGUGGUCCUGAUGACCACCUGCUGCAUCAUCCCCCUCGCCAUCAUUAUCUUCUGCUACCUGCAAGUCUGGCUCGCCAUCCGGGCG
Messenger RNA from Neopelma chrysocephalum (saffron-crested tyrant-manakin), 330 nucleotides. Its product is annotated as red-sensitive opsin. NCBI's taxonomy places the organism in Eukaryota, Metazoa, Chordata, Aves, Passeriformes, Pipridae. Gene Ontology annotation, molecular function: G protein-coupled receptor activity. The record is from RefSeq and is a predicted model, not a curated record. Gene Ontology annotation, cellular component: membrane; photoreceptor outer segment. The transcript has 2 exons. Gene Ontology annotation, biological process: visual perception; phototransduction; G protein-coupled receptor signaling pathway. The annotation marks the transcript as partial.